Molecule: messenger RNA, 4599 nt
Organism: Prunus mume (Japanese apricot)
Lineage: Eukaryota; Viridiplantae; Streptophyta; Magnoliopsida; Rosales; Rosaceae
Gene: MEE22
Product: maternal effect embryo arrest 22
Source: RefSeq, a predicted model, not a curated record
CAUAGGCGGUUGGGUUCUCUUCUUCUUCGAUUCGCGCUCUCUUUGGGUUUAGCUAUUAAUCAGAAUUUUGGGGCUUUAGGGUUUGCUGCUUGUUAAUGGACUUCUUCAGCGCCUUCGUCCCACGGCAAUAAAUCUACAAUGGCAGCAGACGUGCCAGUGAAUCUCGAGGUGGUCAAUUCAUGUUGUGCUGCGUGGAAAAAGAAGUACUCAAAGAUUGAAAACAGACGAAAAGCUCUGCGGGAAGCUGUGGACGUCCUUACGGAAGCAUAUGAUCAAGAGAAAGCUCGAGCAGAUAUUGAGAAAGGGGAGAAAGAGAAAGAAUCUUCCAUUAGGAUGUCUUUGGAGAAUGAAAUUUCUGGGUUGAAAUCUGAGAUAUAUUCUCUAAAGCAGAGAGGAAAUGCAGAUGCUCAAAAUAGAAAUGAAGUAAACCUUCUUAAAGCUCAAGUUUCUGACUGCGAAAAAGAAAUUAAUCGUCUCAAAGACCUAAUUGAGAGAGAGAAGAAAAGGGCAGAGUCAGAAAGUAAGAAUGCAGAAGUGGAGAAGAAAAAGGCUUGCGAAGCACAUAAAGUUGCUAAAGCUGAAAAAAGUAAGGCUGAUGAAGAAAGGAAGCGCGCCAAUACUGAAAAAGAGAAGGCUGAUAAUUAUGAGCUUCAGUUGGAGGUAUUGAAGAAAGAAGCGCAUAAAGCAAGUUCUAAUUUGGCCUCUGAAACAUUGAAGCUUGUUGAGGCAAACAAAAAGCUUGAAGCAGAAAAACAGAAGGUGGUCAAGGAGAGAGAAUGUGCAAAUUCAGCGGUGGUGAAAGCAGAGGAGCAAAACAAGUUUGCAGAAGUGAAUAGGAAGAAGAGUAUAGAAGAAAAAAGUCGCGCCGAACGUUUGUCUCUGGAAUUGGUAGAGAGUAGGAAAAGGAUUGAUGAGUUACAGAAAGAGUUAAAUGAAAUUAGGUGUUCAAGAGAAUUGCACGAGGCUCCUGGCGGCCAACCUGAUAAUAAUAGAAAGGUAAUGGAGCUUCCAAAUUUUGAGGAAGCAUAUAAAAGGUAUGAAACUGAAAAACAGAAGGCAAUCAAGGAGAAAAAAAGGGCAGAGUCUGAGAUGGCGAAAGCUGAAAAGCAGAAAAAGCUUGUGGAAAUGAAUUGGAAGAAGGCUAUGGAAGAAGAAUCUCGUGCUGAUCAUCUGUUUACGCAGUUAGACAAAGCUAAGAAGAAGAUUGAGGAGUUAUCCUCUAGAAAAUUGAUUGAGGCAUCUGCUGUUGAACUUGGAAAAGAUAUGGGUGCUGAAAGUGCGAAAGUGAAAGAUUUGAAGAAACAACUUAAGUUUGAGAAAAUGCAAAAGAAGCAUGCCAAAGAAGUAGUCAAGCUGGAAAGAAGUCGGAACAGCAUCCUGCAACAAGAACUAGGUCGCUUGAAGUUUGAGUUCAAUCAAUUUUCACAGCGCCUGGGUAUGCUAAAUACAGCUUUCUCGCAUAGUGCGGAAGGUAUAGAUGACCCAGAAAAGAUGAACAUUGAAAGUGGAUUUAAACGUCUGAAGCCGAACUGCCCAGUUUUGGAUGCAUCUCAACGUACUGCACCAUUUCUUCCUUUAUCUGGAGGAAACUGCACUGAUUCUAUUUCAGGUAUUGAUUAUAUAUUGGAGUCUCCUGUCAGAGGCUCUAACAGAAAAAUGUUACAGAGUUAUCCAAUAAAUUCCAGUACAGCAUCUUUUUCUGAUGGACAGUUGGUGGGCUCACAGGAUAAGGGUGCCUUUUCUCUUACCGCGUCAGAAAAAUUGGUUGAAGAGAAUGUUCAACCAACAAUAUCCAACUUGUCUGCUGAGGUUACCAAAAUAAAUUGCUAUGAAAAUGUUGCCGUGGUGGCUGAAAAUAGUGUCAGAAGUCCUGUCAGAACUGAUGGGGUUGGAAGAGUUGAUGAGCAGAGUAGGAAGAGAAAGAGGAUACUUCAUGCAGUUGAAUCAAUUGAAAAUCUAUAUUUUGAGGGUAAGAAGUUGCACCUGCGGGUAGAGGAGAACCUUUCUGUUUUGCACUGUUUGUUGAACAAGCAAAUUGAAAAACCUUUUGAAGAAGGGAGGAAUCUGCUUCCUGGUCUUCAGGGUGAUUCAUAUGCAAAGCAUGGAAGGGAUUAUGAGAAGGGGAAGGAAAGUACUGAAGAGAAACUAAUAAUGCAGAAUUAUGCUGAUGGUAAUGAGCAAAAGAAGGCCAAUAAAUUUGAAAAUGAAGUCUGUGGAUGUGCAAAUGUCUGCAGACAAGUUUCAAAAAAGGCCAAUGAGCUGGUAUUGGUCCCUCAAGCAAGCAGAGAUGGCACAAGUGAUUUUGAAACCAUGUCAAGUUUUUAUGAAGUAACUGAUGGGAACUACUUGAAACUGUUAGACUUGGACAAUGCUGCUGAUGAGGAAUUGUAUCGGAUGGCAAAGGAAAUGCCACUGUCUCCUACACUUCCCGAGAUUGAGUUUCGUGGUGUUGAAAGAUCCAAUGUGGAGAUAAAUUCGAAUAACUUGUAUUUUGAUGAUUCUGAAAUUUUCAAUAAUUCAGUAGGGCAUAAGAAUGGAGACACCGUUGAUUCUUUUACCAUAAUAGGGAAGACUGGGAAUGGUAAUUCUAUUGCAAUGAGAACAGAUUGUGGUGUCCAGGACUCUGGUGCUGAAGUGAUGUCUAAUGCUCCUAAUUCAAGAAAUGAGGAGGCUAUGGUCCCAUUUGGAAGUGAACUUGGGUAUGCGGGUGGCGAUAUCCUUACGUGUUAUGUUGUGUUCUCUAAUAUUAAAGACAGCAGCAGCAUUUCUAGGAUAUGUUCUGCUUCCAGAACUUGUAUUACACAGUGCUCUUUGGCUACUCAUACAGAUUGGAUGGUUCGAGAAAUUCUGCUUGCUCUCAAGACUGAAGAAAAUCUUUUUCCCAAGGAAAAGGUAUGUGUUUUCUUCUCAGUGUUGCUGCUUAACUUCUCCACUGCUGCUUUGAGUAAAUUUGGGAGCUUGAAGUGGACGUCCAACCUCUGUUUGGAUGCUUUUGCCCGACACGUGGGCUCAGUGAUGUCUGAUGGGGAUGGAAGAAGCAUAUUUGCAGAACUUGGUUGUUUGGACGAAUCACUUAGUCUCAUUGAGGAUUUCUUAAUAAAUGGAAGAGUUCUGGUGUGUAAGGAUGCAUCUUCCGAGGCCCGGGUAGAGUGUCACUCUAUGGUGAACAUCCUAUGUGAUGGCAUACAUAUAUCCUCUCGACCCGCAUCAGCAGAUGAGUUGGUGGCAGGGAGCAUUGUAUUAGCAUCAAUAUGUGCAGCGUUUGACCAUAUUGGUUUUAUAAGUGAAAUGUCGUACAGCAUUUUGCAGAUUAGUAGAUCUAAUCAUUCAUUAGUUCUGACUAUUCUGCAUGCUUUUGCUUAUAUUGGGGGAGAGAAGUUUUUUAACUUUUGCAAUUUCAAUUUAGUUACUGUCAUGAGAUCUAUAGUUACAUAUCUCGAGAAAGUAAGCAUAUCAAAUUCUUCUGGCUCUUGUAUUCCAUCUGCAAGCAAUUCUCAAACAGUGUUCUGUACACGUGUGAAAUGCCCAUUUUCUGAGGAUGCAGUUUCUGUAGAUACUGCUACAUCAUUUCUUUUAGAAAGGCUCCAAAUUGGUGCUUUGUCAGGAGCUACAUAUCAAGAUGCGAUGGAAUCAGGCAGUUCGAAUUCGAAUUCCUGUAUCCUGUUCAAAAAGUAUAAAGCUGAACGAAUUGCAAACCCUGAUAAUUGUGGACUUGGUGUGCACGGUGAUUUGUCCUGUUGUUUAAAUAAGUUUGCAGUGCCUAGUAUUCAAUCAGACUCUUCUACCAAUUUCACUCUCUGCGAUCUCAGUGAUCUCCUAUCCUUGGUGGAGUUGGUUGCAAUCAACAUGAGCUGGGAAUGGACAAGUGCCAAGAUUGUUCCUCGGCUGUUGAAAGUGUUGGAAUCGUGCAUGACUGAGAAUGUGAUUGCUGGAAUUGUUGUUCUCCUUGGCCAGCUUGGGAGGCUUGGAGUUGAUGCCCUUGGAUAUGAAGAUAAAGGCUUGGAAAUCUUGAGGUGUCAAUUGUCUGUAUUUUUAUGCCGGGACUCUGCAAUUAGUGUCGGUCUCCCCACUCAAAUUGCCACUGUUACAGCAUUGCUGGGCCUUAUGCCUUCUGAUUUUGAAACAAUUAUUCAGGGAAAUGUGGAGCCUGCAGCCAUUGCAAGUCAGUCUGAUCCAGCUCAGUCUAUGAGGAAGUGGUUUUUUUCGCUGCCAAAGAAGCAACAGGACUUGUCACUUGGCAUUCUACAAACAGCUGGUAUAUUUGAAACAACUGGGCGUGUUUAAACUGCAACGGUACACUGACGUGUAGUGGAAAUGUUGACGCAAUUUUUGUAUGGAUCAUCCCAAGAUUUUCUUUUUCUCUUUGGGGGGUUGAAAUUAAUUCAGAGCAGGGGAUUUUGGUCAAUUCCACCAUUUGAAUAGGGUGCUACCUUGAAGAAAUUGAGGAUUUCUGUCUGAGACGGCCGACGGGAAUGCAUUUUUGUUAUUUUCACCGAAGAGCUUGUAAAUUUCUGAGCCAGCUAUUGCGAUAGUUUGUAAAUUUUGUUAUGAAAUCAUUUCUUCAGGUCAGUAAAUUGUUGCGUUUUGACCCUUCUUGCA